AUGUAUCAGAGUGCCACCACUGAACCACCUACGGUCUCUGUGGAAACACAACCACUUCCCUCGUUCACUUGUAGUAGCAACUGUGACAAAUGCCUUGGCCCAGCGGAAAACGAGUGCACCAAAUGCAACGAAGGGUUCAGCCUGUCUUUGGUUGACGGAACAAACCAGGGAAUGUGCGGCCAAACUCCGUUUGCUGGCGUGGGAGGCGUCCCCGGCUUUGUCGCAAUUGUUGUAGCCGCUGCUGUAGCCAUCCUGGUGACGUGUUUUGUCUGCUGGUGCUGUCGUCGUAUGAGGCGUUUAAGACGUGAUAAUGAACGUGAACGUGAAGUUCUUCAAGCAGAGACAUCAUCAGUUGUGCAAUCACCCCCAGAAAAAGAAGAGAAACUUCAAAGCAUCCCACCCACUCCGGCAACACACCUAAAGAGGAUCCUUCAGGAACACGACAACUUCGCCAAAGACUGCAGCGAAGACACACUGAAGGAUAACACCUUUCAGUUGCCGUACAUUGCAAUCGGUUACUUCGACCAUGAUGGUGGAAGCCUGUCCUUGGGCAAGUACAAUGUCCACCUGUACAUCCCUCGUGGCGCACUUCCCAAAAAAUCACUACAGCAGGUUUACAUCUACGUCAACCCGAAUGCGCCACCUGUUGACGGGAUCGAUCCGUCAAAUUGUGUCUUGUCACCGAUGAUCCAGUGUGGCCCAACAGGUCUGGAGUUUCUGGACAGCGUGGUGCUGUCCUUCCCUCACUUUGCAAAGGAGGGAAGCGGAUGGGAGCUGCGUGCACAGUUGUGCAAUGGCGAAGAAGGCUCACUCAAAACCUGGAAGACGCUUGAUGCAGGUGUUGACGGCGUCGUGGUGUCGACUAAAGGCAAGACCGUCGUUCUCUUGAUGAAACACUUCACAGGGGCAGCUCUAGUUGGCAAACCUUCCGCAACGAGCACCAAGAUAAUGCAGGCUGGAGUGUUUGGGAGCCCCUUUGAUCAGUCUGAGGAUCUUUAUAGUUUCCGGUUUCAUCUCUGGAACAAUGAGCCAGUUGUCGAACAGAAAGUUGUGGAGAUGGAAGAGAAAAUGGGCUCCCAGCCAUUGGACACUUACAGAUCACUGAUAGUCUGCAGGUCAGGAGACGUGCACGCUGAAAUCGAGAACAUCAAGGAGGGUUGGGAACUGGCAUGUCCUGCAUUACAGAAACAAACCAUAUCAGUCAAAAGAAUCUGGGAGCUACCCACGGACUCUUUCACCUUUCUAGUCGAGCGCCACGAUUGCCAAAUGAACAAAGCACCCCGUUGCGACGGUUUCAUUUGCCAGAUUAGUUCCGACACAGAAGAGGUUUCAAAUGGAGACAGGGUUGACUUCCACUUUAUACCACCGAGGGGAUCGAUACCAGUGACCGAAAAUCAGAGUCCGUGCUACAGGUGCCGAAAUGAUGAAGCCCGCUCAAUCUGCCCAUCCUGUAAGGAGGCGAUGAAAUGUGUUCAAGUCCUCAAGAAUCGAGACCUGUCGGAUGGUGAUUAUGGAGGCUUAUCAGAGGUGAUGGUACACAUUUUCUGUAAAAAAGGAGACACGGCCAGAGUUGUGGCGGAGCUAGCAGAUGUCGACCACAGCUCGAUGGAAGCACAGGAUUCCUUAAAGGUCUUCUUUGGCGGUCAAAGGGCGCGUGGCGUCCGAGACAGGACGGCUGUGAAGCGUCUGCUGGACUCUUUUGAUGAGCCCACUGUGAAGAAUGUUAGGAAGAAGCUGCGAGGGACAGAAAACUCGCCAGAUGAUGGUUCCACAUCAAUGGGAAAGCCUGAAGAUAGGUCUCGGCUUGCCUCGGACAUUGCCAUCGAGAAGCACUUCCGUCGGCUUGCCGAGAAAUUGGGACCGAAAUGGGAGACACUGGCAACAGAGUUAGGCUGCUCUAGUGUAAAGCUGUUCAAGAUUAAAGAAGACAACCCAUGUAACGUGGAUAAUCAGAUAUUUGCGAUGCUUGUCGAGUGGAAGAAACGGUGUGGGUGGUUUGAUGAAAGCAUCUUAGCCGAGGCCUUGGAGAAGGCUGGAAGACUUGAUCUGGCACAGCAGUUCCGAGAGAUGACGUUGAAAGAAGAUGAACACGUCUUGUAA
Messenger RNA from Patiria miniata (bat star), 2100 nucleotides. RefSeq lists its product as uncharacterized. The transcript is spliced from 12 exons. Gene Ontology annotation, cellular component: membrane. Lineage: Eukaryota; Metazoa; Echinodermata; Asteroidea; Valvatida; Asterinidae. Gene Ontology annotation, biological process: netrin-activated signaling pathway. The record is from RefSeq and is a predicted model, not a curated record. The coding region runs from base 1 to 2100 and encodes 699 amino acids. Gene Ontology annotation, molecular function: netrin receptor activity; protein binding.